Molecule: messenger RNA, 2355 nt
Organism: Rangifer tarandus platyrhynchus (Svalbard reindeer)
Lineage: Eukaryota; Metazoa; Chordata; Mammalia; Artiodactyla; Cervidae
Source: the annotation of a GenBank genome assembly
AUGAGGUGGCAGUGCAGUGCUCGGCUUAGAGGGCUUCGGCCGGCGGCGGCGGCCCCGUGGGCAACUCUGCUGGCACUAGGCCUCCCCGGUUGGGUGCUGGCUGUCUCGGCCACGGCGGCCGCUGUGGUCCCCGAGCAUCAUGCCUCCACGGCCGGCCAGCCGCCCCUGGACUGGCUUCUCACUGAUCGGGGCCCCUUCCACCGCGCGCAGGAGUACACAGACUUCGUGGAGCGCUACCGCCAGGGUUUCACCACCAGGUACAGGAUCUACAGGGAGUUUGCACGUUGGAAAGUGAACAACCUGGCUCUGGAAAGGAAGGACUUCUUUAGUUUGCCACUGCCUCUUGCCCCAGAGUUUAUCCGGAACAUACGCCUCCUGGGAAGGAGACCCAACCUGCAACAGGUCACCGAAAACCUGAUCAAAAAGUAUGGCACUCACUUCCUACUUUCUGCCACUCUCGGAGGAGAAGAGUCCCUGACCAUUUUUGUGGACAAGCGGAAACUGAGCCGGAAGUCAGAGACGGCAGGAAGUGCCUCUGUGAUCGGGGGCAGUGGGAACAGCUCCGCCGUGUCCCUGGAGACCCUGCACCAGCUGGCAGCCUCCUACUUCAUCGACAGGGAGAGCACCUUGCGGCGGCUGCACCACAUCCAGAUAGCCACGGGGGCCAUCAAGGUCACGGAGACCCGGACCGGCCCCCUGGGCUGCAGCAACUACGACAACCUGGACUCAGUCAGCUCCGUCCUGGUACAGAGUCCAGAGAACAAGGUGCAGUUACUCGGCCUGCAGGUGCUGCUGCCCGAGUACCUGCGUGAGCGCUUCGUGGCUGCUGCGCUCAGCUACAUCACUUGCAGCUCCGAGGGUGAGCUCAUCUGCAAGGGGAAUGACUGUUGGUGCAAGUGCAGACCCACCUUUCCAGAAUGCAACUGUCCUGACGCCGACAUCCAGGCCAUGGAGGACAGCCUGCUGCAGAUCCAGGACUCCUGGGUGACUCACAACCGGCAGUUCGAGGAGUCAGAGGAAUUCCAGGCCCUGCUGAAGCGACUGCCAGCUGACAGAUUCCUGAACUCCACAGCCAUCUCCCAGUUCUGGGCAGUGGACACCAGCCUCCAGCACCGCUACCAGCAGCUGGGAGCCAGCUUGCGAGUGCUGUUCAAGAAGACCCAUCGCAUCGUCCGCCGGCUCUUCAACCUCUGCAAGCGCUGUCACCGGCAGCCCCGCUUCCGUCUGCCCAAGGAGAGGUCCUUGCCCUACUGGUGGAACCGUAUCCAGUCCCUCCUCUACUGUGGGGAGAGCACCUUCCCCGGCACCUUCCUGGAACAGAGCCACAGCUGCACCUGCCCGUACGACCAGUCUUCCUGCCAGGGCCCCAUCCCCUGUGCCUUGGGCGAAGGGCCCGCCUGUGCCCACUGCGCCCCAGACAACAGCACCCGCUGUGGGAGCUGCAACCCGGGCUAUGUGCUCGCCCAGGGGUUGUGCCGCCCUGAGGUGGCCGAGUCCCUGGAGAACUUUCUGGGGCUGGAGACGGACCUGCAGGACCUGGAGCUGAGGUACCUGCUGCAGAAGCGGGACAGCCGCAUCGAGGUGCACUCCAUCUUCAUCAGCAACGACAUGCGUCUGGGCAGCUGGUUCGACCCCUCCUGGAGGAAGCGCAUGCUGCUCACCCUCAAGAGCAACAAGUACAAGCCUGGGCUGGUGCACGUGAUGCUGGCCCUGUCCCUGCAGAUCUGCCUCACCAAGAACAGCACCUUGGAGCCUGUCAUGGCCAUCUACGUCAACCCCUUCGGGGGCAGCCACUCUGAGAGCUGGUUCAUGCCCGUGAGUGAGGGCAGCUUCCCCGACUGGGAGAGGACUAAUGUGGACGCAGCUGCCCAGUGCCAAAACUGGACUAUCACCUUGGGCAACAGGUGGAAGACCUUCUUUGAGACGGUCCACGUUUACCUACGGAGCCGAAUCAAGUCCCUGGACGACAACUCCAAUGAGACAAUCUACUACGAGCCCCUGGAGAUGACCGAUCCCUCCAAGAACUUGGGCUACAUGAAAAUCAACACCUUGCAGGUCUUUGGUUACAGCCUGCCCUUUGACCCGGAUGCCAUCCGGGACUUAAUUCUCCAGUUAGACUACCCAUACACGCAAGGUUCCCAGGACUCUGCCCUCUUGCAGCUCAUCGAGCUUAGGGACCGGGUCAACCAGCUUUCUCCACCUGGCAAGGUCCGGCUUGACCUUUUCUCCUGCUUGCUCCGGCAUCGGCUCAAGCUGGCCAACAAUGAGGUGGGCAGGAUCCAGUCUUCUCUGAGGGCUUUCAACUCCAAGCUGCCAAACCCUGUGGAAUACGAGACCGGCAAACUCUGUAGCUAA